Molecule: messenger RNA, 5983 nt
Organism: Planococcus citri (citrus mealybug)
Lineage: Eukaryota; Metazoa; Arthropoda; Insecta; Hemiptera; Pseudococcidae
Gene: osp
Product: outspread
Exons: 27
Coding region: 270-5684 (1804 amino acids)
Cellular component (GO): actin cytoskeleton
Molecular function (GO): actin filament binding
Source: RefSeq, a predicted model, not a curated record
ACAGGGAAGCUUGUGUUGUGUUAGUAGUUCGCCGUGCCUGGUUGUGUGUUUCGCUCGCGAGUGGUUUCAGUUUAUCUUCUAUUUGAAUUUGCGUAGUUUUACUUUACCGAAUAUUUUAAAUAAUUUUUGUAUAAUUUCAUCGCUUUACAUUCAAAAUGUCGUAACAGCUAAUUACCGUGUUGUGUUUUUGUUGAAUUUCAUCAUUUGUUCGGUUUUACGAAAAAUGCCGCGAAAAUGAAAUCUUAAUCGUGUUUUUAUUUUCGCGUAAAAUGCCUAAUCCGAUGGUUAUUCGUUCGGGAGAAUGUAAAAAGUUUUCUCCGAAUAUUUUCAACAAGACCAAAUGUACCAAUUGCUUCAAACAAAAGGAGGAACACAGCGCCGAAGCUCUAGAAAGCAACAGGGCUACGAGGAAAGUGGCGAAAUGUGGAUAUCUGUUCGUGGCACCUGGAUGGGACUUUACUAAUCCAAUCAAUCGAACUAAGAGAUGGCAACGAAGAUGGUUCGUUUUGUACGACGACGGAGAAUUAAGUUAUUCGCUGGACGAACACCCCGAAACCGUACCUCAGGCAUGCAUCGAUAUGAAUAAAGUAGUGGACGUUGCCGAAGCCGAAGAAUUAACCGGAAAUCCGUACAGUUUGGCUAUUACAACACACGACGAAGUACAUUUUGUAAAAGCCACCAGUAGAGAAGAAACAAAAUGGUGGAUGGACGUUUUAUCGGUGUUCCCGAGGUCAAAGGGUCGACAUAAAAGGAAUGCAACAUUUCCAGUCAGCAAGUCUGUCACGAAUGUCGCUGUCGCAACUAACGGCUCUUUGAUGCAACCAACCGUUACUUCUACCAGAUCAGCUUAUAUCGAUGUACCGACGAACCGUGAAACCGUGUGCAGUGACGAUAAAAACAGAAGCAGACGUACUCAAAGUCGUGAAAAAAGAAACCUAAGUGCUGGCCAUAGUUAUUCCGAAGAUUUGACCAAAAUAUUACCAACGUGGCAUGAGAAGAAAACUGACCUUUCUCGAAGACUGAUUUUGGAAGAGUUUGACGCCGAGUGUAAACUCAAAGAUGUGACCGAUUCGUUAUCACGACCUCAAUCACGUCACAGCACCAGUUCGUUUUCAUCCAGUAAUUUGGAAUCGCUUAAAGAUAUAGAUAUGUCGACGCAUAAACAAGUUCGCGGCGAUCCUGAUGGCUGUGGGUUGGAUUUAUCAACGUUAAGGUAUUCGCCGAGCUCCGAGCUUAGAAUUGAACAAGUGUCUGAAGAUUUGCUCAAUAUUAAAAAAGGCUGGUUAAUGAAACAAGGCAGUUCACCUGAUCAGGAAUGGAAUAAAUAUUGGUUUGUUCUGAGAGGCGUUGCUUUGCUUUAUUAUCGUGAUCCAGCCGCCGAAGAUCAAGGAAUACUCGAUGGUGUUAUUGAUCUAAGCGUUAUGAGUACAAUUACCGAGGUUCAAGUUGCUAGAAAUUAUGGAUUUCAAAUUAAGACUUGGGACGAAAGGCAAUACACGUUGUCAGCGGUAACUGCUGGAAUUCGCGGAAAUUGGAUAUCGGCGAUCAAACGAGCUGCCGGAAUGCAAGACGAUAACAAAAUGGAUACCGAUAAAGAGUUACCACCUACUCCCAGAUCGUUAUUAUUGUCAUCGGACGAAGAAUACCGGACGGCGUCCGAAAAUGGCCGGCAGAGUAGUAGCGAUUGGGGUGAAACGUUACCCCCGUCACCUCCUUUGAAUCGUACACCAAUUUCGCGAGUUAAAGAACGAGCCAGAGGUGUGACGAGGACCAGGCUGUACAACAGUCGUAAUUCUAAAUCAUCUCCGCCGUCUUCUAGACGAUCGAGUACUGAAUCGACUUCGGUACGACAUCAGAGUAUUCUGUCCAGUUGCACCGAUAUUAAAAACGUUCACGAAAAGAGUGAGAAAUCAUCGUUGAUGAAGAAACUGGAGAAACAAGCCAUAGAAUUAGAAGAAGUCAAAAGACAGCUGACCAGUGCUCUGAGGCAACUCAGCAGCGCUGAAGAAGAACUGCUUAGAUUAAGACAACGUCAACAAGAUGUGACUGCUUUGGAAAAACAAAUGGAAGAUACGAUGCAACUUUUACAAAGAGCCGAGGAAACAUUGAAACAGAGAAAUUGCGAACUAUCCGAGUACGAAGCGAUUAAAAAACGUUAUAUGGAAGAAAAAUCAAAUUGGCAAAAGGAAAUUCGAGCUACGGAAUGCGAACUACACGAAACCGAAGAACGAUAUACCGAACUUUGCUGCGAAUUGGCCUCCAGCAGAGAACACGUCGAGCAAUUACGAAACGAAUUGGCCAGCGUUAGCGAACGAUUGGCUCGUGGAAUUGAAGAAAACGAGUCUUUGUAUAGGAGAUUACGCGAAUUAGAAGGUAGAGGAACAGCACUGAGUUCGAUUCGUGAAACAAAAGGACGAAGCUUAGACUCAUUAAGCGAUCUGACCAAUAUCGAUUUCGAUAUGGAUUUCGCCCAGUACGAUAAAGACAGAAUCGCUGAAGAAUACGAAGAACUGAGAGCACGUUUUGAAAAAGCCGUUCACGAAAUUCGAGCCAUGAAGAAAGAGUUACGCGAAUCGCACGUGCAAAACGAUUGCUUAGAGAUAAGUUUAAUAAACGUGCGACAAGAUUUGAAAUGUAAACAACAGUCGUACGAGUCGCAGGCGUCUCUUAUGGCUGCGCGCAUUCAAGACCUCACCAAUAAACUUUCAUCAGCUGAAAAACAAGUGCGAAUGCUGAAACAAAAAUUAUCGAAAUCGGAGAACCGUGAAAAACGUCGUUCGUUGUCGUUAAAAGGUCGCGAAUCGUUCGCCAUUUGUAAAGAACUAGAAGAAAAAUUAUUACUGCUAGAAAAACGUAUCGCUUUACUAGAUCAAGAAAACGCCGAACAUUUCAAAUUGGCUGAAAUGGCUUCGAAAGUCGAUCCGGUCACGACGUCGCCAUCGUCGGUCAAACCAACCAAAGAAGCGCAGUCUCGUAUACGUAGAAAAUCUCUGGACAGCGCGACCAGCUCUGAGCCGAUGAAGAUUCUCAUACGUAUGAAUUCGUUGGAGGCGAAGGUGGCCGAAGCUUCGCGUAAAAUCGUCAUCAGACCUUCGUCGUCGAGCGAGAAUCUCGAAUCGACUCCCGAACUGGAAGAACCGCCUUGCUCCGGCGACGGUAGUCACGAUGCUAGUCUAGAAAACAGCAAUAUCGCCAACGAGAUUAAAACCAUCGAGAAUCUGUUGAAGAAGAAAUUAUGCGAAAUAUACGCUAAGCAAAAAUCGCUCCAAGAAUCCGGCACGUUGACCGAAGAAGCCAAGUUGAACAUUAUGGCUGAGAAAUUAGCCUACGAGUCGAUCUUGGUGUGUCGUCUGCAAGAGAUAGCCGCCGGAUACAAUGAUACCGAUAUCGCAGACGCUGAAAGACUGAUGCUCGAAUUAGAUAAAAAAUUAAAAGGUGAACAGUUAGUUACCAAGUCGCCAUUAGAUUACUUUACCAAAUCACUUUCGCAGUACUUGAAUCAAACCGGUAAACAAGUCGAGCCUUAUGUUAACGCUAAAAAAUCCGUCAAACGGAAAGAAUCGACGGCGGUUAAAAUGCUGCAAAAGAAAUCUAACGCUUUGACUAAGAAAGUCGAUAAAUUCAUGGAUGACCGGAUCGAAGAACUAUCCAAUGUGUUCGUCAACGAUACCCGAAAGGAUUUCGUCAUCAAUGACGACUACGUCGGUAAUAUUAUCGAAAUGGCUCGCGAAGCCAUCAACAAGAAACUCAUUCAGGUUGAAAUUAGUCAAAUUAUGUCGCACUGUAUCGAUAACUACGCUCCUUCUGUUACCUCAUCCGGCGAUAAAGAUCCGUCUUUCGAAUGCCUCAUGGUGAAUCGAGCCAAUCUAGAGCAAUGGUCCGAAUUAGUCUACUCGUCACUAAAAGAGCAAGUUGACGCGGCUAUUGUAAAACUCAAACAAAAAUACGAAUCUAAACUGCUGUCGUCCAAGUUGGAAAAUUCGAUAUUCCCUGUUUCUGUGACGCCUGAAAAUCUCAAACAAUCUUUGCAACAGUUCAUCGAUAUAUUGGCUCAUAAAUGCUUGCUCGAUGCCAGGUUACAGAUUAUCAAAGAGAAAGACUCUAUUAGGGCGAACGAUUGCGAAAUUACCAAGUUGGACGAAGCUACCAUCAUGUCCGAAAUGCAAUACCUCUAUACGAAGAUACAAUGCGAUUUGAAAUCGAACGGUGAAAAAAGAAUAUUCGAUAGUUUGGAGAGCGUCGACGCCGAAGUGUCUGUUUUACGUAAUUCUGUUGAAGAUUUAGUCCGUAAACGAACCCUUUCCGAUAGUGUAUGGGAUAGCACGGAGAGGAUCAGGAUGGAAGACACGUCUACCUGUGAAUCGAAUAGUUCGCAGUCUUCGUGGCUCGAAGGAGUUUGUCGUCGAUGCUUUGAAAUCAAAGAACAAAUCAUUAAUUUGCAAACGUGCCUUAUGCAAAGUCAAGAGUGCCAGAAAUGUUUGUUCCUUCAAGAUCAACUCAAAAGGAAAGAGUUGGAAUUCGAAGAAGGUAAACAAAAGCUUGAGAAUCAACAUAUGCAAGAGCUCGAAUUACUCAAGACUGAUUUUGAAAACGAAAGGAAUUCGCUGAUUACCAAACACGAAGAAGAAGCGAAUGUUUUGAAAGAAAAGGCCAAAAAAUUAGAAAGACGUUUAGGUGCUUUAGAUUCCGAAUACUCGCAACAAAUCGACUGCAUACGCUCAUCAUACCAAAGAACACCGUCUCCCGAAUACGAUAAAGAUAAUUCUUACUCGGAAGAUAGCGUCAGACAGAGAUAUCAGUCCGAAAUUGAGCAGCUUAGAGCAUUAUGCGAAAAAGGCCUGGUAGCCAUGGACAAUUCACACAAAAGAACAAUCACCGACCUGGAAGAAAAACACAGGCAGGAAAUAGAAGCUUUAAGACUGGAAAAGGAGCAAGCUCUUGCAGAAGAAACUCAAGCCACUUUGGCAGCUUUGGACGCGAUGAGGAAAGCUCACGAAGCCGAGGUUCAAAAAGAAAUCGCUAAAUUUAAAUCAGAGUAUUUGAGAAAGGUUCAGUCUAAUCAAGACAUCGGAGCUCUGCACAAAGAACACGAAGCCGAAAUGGAGGAAAUUAAACAAGAAAUAUUAUCGCUAUCAGAAAAAUACUCGAUUAAGUGCGUCGAAUCGGCGGCCCUCGAAGAAGAAUUACGAGCAGCUAAUAACCAACUUGCUCAAGCUCAGCAUCACAUUAUGCAAUUAGAUAACAGGAAUAAACAACUACGAGCUCAUCUAAUUUCCGAAACGAAUGGCUCGAUUCAAGACGAAGAACUUCUGCAACAGUUGGAAGAACGAACCAAACAAAUAGCUAAUUUGAAGGAACAAUUGACAGCGCAUGACGACACACUAAAUACAAUAUGUAAGCACUUGAACAACGGAGAUUUGGAUUACCCCACUUUAAAUUCAUUGCUUGAGAAAUUACAGCUGAAAAAAAGGAUCCAUCGUGGUAUAGACUCAAACUCGCAAAAUAUGAGUAUCGAAGAAAAAGAAGUGAAUUACGUCAAGAAUAAGAUCUUUUUUGAAUCCGGAAUCAUGAAUGCGGAAUUAAAAAGAUACAGCAAAGCUAUGAGAAGAACACCGCAACGUUCACCCUCCCCUUGUUCAGUCAGUGGGAUGGUUGCUGAACGUAAAAAGAUUUUUGAACCUUGAUUUUUCGUAUUAAUUGUUUGCCAUGUUUCAUUUUUAUUCUAUUUAUAUCAUUUUUUUUUACAUACUUUUGUGUUCGUUUGAGAGUAUUAUGUACUUGUAAUUAUCUAUAUCGUCGAGAUACGCCUUGUUUUCAUUAUUAACCCACCAACAAAUAAAUUUAGGAAUAUUGUCUUGUUAUAACGGCGUUAUUUGAUUGUUUUUUUUCUUCUUUUUUUUUCAUUUAUACUUAAAUAAUUUGUAAACCAUUUUGUCAAUUUUCUUUUUCUUCUUUUUUUUUUAAAUAAAAAAAUAAAUAAAUA